ACGGAGGGGAGGGUUGGAGCCUUCAAAGCCAGAAAGAGAGCGAAGAGCGAGAGAGAUGGAAGACGUAGUGAUCAGAAAGUAUGAUGAAGUGAGGGACCGUGAGGGAGUGGAGUCGUUUGAGAGGAAGUGUGAGGUUGGUCCUAGUGGGAAGACUUCUCUGCUAACUGACUCAAUGGGCGACCCCAUGUGCCGAAUUCGUCACUCUCCUUCUUCUGUCAUGUUGGUAGCAGAAGUGCGAGGAAGGGAGGGAGAGAUAGUGGGGGUGGUAAGGGGUUGCAUUAGAACGGUUACCUGUGGCAGAAAGGUCCCACGAAACGGCAGGAGUGGAUGUGAAGAGAGUGAUAACAAGCCAGUUCCUGUCUUCACCAAAGCCGCUUACAUUCUCGGCCUUAGAGUUUCCCCUUCUUACAGACGGAAAGGCAUCGGCCUGAAGCUCGUAACGCGCCUGGAGCUGUGGUUCCGCGAUAGCGGCGCGGAGUACGCCUACAUGGCCACGGAUCGCCACAACGAGGCCUCCCUCGGCCUCUUCACCCGCCGCCUGGACUACAUCAAGUUCCGAACGCCCACCGUCCUUGUCCACCCCGUCCACGCCCACCGGCUCCGCCUCCCCUCCGGCGUCCGCAUCCUCCGCCUCUCCUCCUCCGACGCCGAAUCCCUCUACCGCUCCAACCUCUCAACCGUCGACUUCUUCCCCCGUGAUAUCGAUGCCGUCCUAUCCAACAAGCUCACGCUUGGCACCUUCCUUGCCGUCCCCUCCUCCUCUGUCACCGACUUCGCGUCCUUUUCUGCUGCCCCUCCGCAGUCGUGGGCUGCACUCUCUGUCUGGAACGCCGGCGACGUCUACAAGCUCCAGGUGAAGGGCCUCCCUCGCGCCAAGCUCGCCGUGGCCCGAGCCAGCCGUCUCCUGGAUCGGUUCCUGCCGUGGCUCCGAAUCCCGUCGGUGCCGGAGAUCUCGCGGCCGUUCGGCGGCCUCUUCCUGUACGGCCUCACCGGAGAGGGACCGAAUUCGGCUGCAUUGAUGAGGGGACUCUGCAGGUGGGCCCACAACUUGGGGAGGCAGCGUGGGGCCGGCGUGGUCGUCGCUGAGGUGGCAUUCUGCGAGCCGCUAAGGGAGGGAGUCCCGCACUGGGCCAGGAUGUCGUUUGAUGACAUGUGGUGCAUCAAGCGGCUGUCCGGCGGGGAAGGCUACUCGGACGGCGAGGUCGGUGACUGGACCAAGUCGCCGCCGGGAACUUCCAUCUUCGUGGACCCCAGGGAGGUCUGAUGGUUUCCUUCUCUCUCCUAAAUAUGUCGGUGGUGGUUGUCUCUCCUUAAACAUAUCGGUGGUGGUGCUUUAUGAAGCCUACGAGGAAGAAAGGAAACGGAGGGAGCGCUUUGGAGAUGUGCUGUAUAUAUUGGUCUUAUCUAGUCGUGCCUUCGAAAAGACGAUGUAUAU
Molecule: messenger RNA, 1435 nt
Organism: Nymphaea colorata (pocket water lily)
Lineage: Eukaryota; Viridiplantae; Streptophyta; Magnoliopsida; Nymphaeales; Nymphaeaceae
Product: probable N-acetyltransferase HLS1
Exons: 3
Coding region: 56-1264 (402 amino acids)
Molecular function (GO): acyltransferase activity, transferring groups other than amino-acyl groups
Source: RefSeq, a predicted model, not a curated record